Messenger RNA from Lathyrus oleraceus (garden pea), 465 nucleotides. RefSeq lists its product as uncharacterized. NCBI's taxonomy places the organism in Eukaryota, Viridiplantae, Streptophyta, Magnoliopsida, Fabales, Fabaceae. Bases 1 to 465 code for a protein of 154 amino acids. The transcript has a single exon. The record is from RefSeq and is a predicted model, not a curated record.
AUGUGCCAUACCAAGAAGAUAACGAACAAGCUUCCUGAAGAAGUGUGUAAUGGAGAACGAUCAUCAGUGAGUCAUCUGAAGGUGUUUGGCUCUAUGUGUUACAAGCAUGCUCCUGAUGCAAGAAAAAGGAAGCUUGAUGAUAAGAGUGAACCUGUGAUUCUGGUAGGAUAUCAUAAGACUGAAGCAUACAGACUGUUCAAUCCAAUUAAUCAGAAGAUUAUGUUUAGUCGAGAUAUUGUGAUUGAUGAAAAUUCUGCCUGGGAUUGGAAUUCUAGUAAUGCAAUUGACAAGCCAUUGAUGAGCUAUAAUUUCGACAAAGCAAGUCAAGAUGUCGAAGUAGAAGAUAUUGUCUAUAUUAGAAUUGAAGUCAAAGCUGUUAUUAACAUAAUCAACACAUUCAAAUUCGAAGAGGUUAUGGCUAGCACAAGUCAGAGACCUCAAAGAACUAAAGCUAGUCCAACAUGA